AUGCUGGCAGAAUGUCUUCAAAGUGGCGUCCCUCAGAAUGAUGCUGAUUUUUCUUUUGCUGUUGAUGGGGUUAAUGAGGAUAAUAAUUUAGGUGAAUCUGUUUAUGGUUACAUGAUUUUGAAAAGAGUUUACCCUAAUGUUGCUACUUCCAGGAUUAUGAUUGAUGUUCUUUGUAAACAAGGGUUAUUACAAAGGAAUGUUGCUGAUUUGGAUCAGAUUGUUGGAAAGCGAAAUUCACAUUCGCCUUCGGUUAUUGUUAAUUUGAGUUUGAUUUUGAGAAUGUCAGAAAAGGUGGCAAAAGAAGGGAAGUUAUUUAAGUUAGUUACAUUGUUGAAGAGAUUGUUGCAGAAGAAUUUGAUUGGUGAUUCGGUUGCUUAUUCAUUGAUUGUUCAAGUUAAAGUUAGGUUAGGGGAUUUGGAUUUUGCUUUGGAGAUGUAUAAUGAGAUGGUGAGAAGAGGUUUUCGUGAGAAUUCCUUUGUUUACACCUCGUUUAUACGAGCGUUUUGUGAGAAGGGACGGAUUGAAGAAGCGAUUGGAUUGAUGAGGGAAAUGGAAGGGAAAGGGGUACGGGGUUAUGGUGAGACUUAUGAAUGUGUUAUAGUUGGAUGCGCGGAUUCGCGACGGUUGGAAGAGUGUUGGAGUGUUUUUGAAGAAAUGCUGAGUGCUGGGUUUGUUCUUGGUUGUUUGUUGUUUGAUAAAGUAGCGGAGAAGCUUUGUGAAAUAGGAAAGUUGAGAAGGUGA
Medicago truncatula (barrel medic) is the source of this 741-nucleotide messenger RNA. RefSeq names its product pentatricopeptide repeat-containing protein At1g66345, mitochondrial. The transcript is spliced from 2 exons. The record is from RefSeq and is a predicted model, not a curated record. Gene Ontology annotation, molecular function: protein binding. Bases 1 to 741 code for a protein of 246 amino acids. NCBI's taxonomy places the organism in Eukaryota, Viridiplantae, Streptophyta, Magnoliopsida, Fabales, Fabaceae.